AUGCCGCUUUCCGCAGUAGAGCGACUGUUCGUCAUUCGAAGCGACAUAGUUGCAUUCACCGACCCAAGAGGUAUUUGGAAAGCCCCCCUAUUGGUCCUCAUCGCUGUUCUGAUUUGGUGUCUCAAAAUCGCAAUGAUAUACCCCCCAGGUGCGCUCAGUGUUACACUCGAGCCUCACAAGUUCAUUGAAGCUCGUAACAUGUCAGUAAUGAACACAGUAAACCGUGGCAACGUGUCUGUAGAAGAAUACUCUUCGAUCCCUGGACUAGCCGUGUUGAGUACCUUUGUCCUCGAAGAACGAGUAGGGUUGGCGGCAUAUCUCCAACCCAAGAGCACCUUGAGCAACAUUGCACAGGCUGUGCUUGUGAAUGGUCAAAUCUUCACCCUACCAUCACAAACUGGGGAGAAUUCGACAUAUCAGUUGAGAUUCACAGCGCCACAGUUCCGCUGUAACACCCAGACGUACAAUACAUCCCAAGUAUUACAAUCAGAAGAACUUCAGUAUGCCCCUGAUGUUUACAAUAUCACGGCGAACAUCUUUGACGCGGCAUGGGACACUUCUUCUCUGGUGUAUAGCGUGGAAACAAAGAAACUUUCCAAUUUUACAGCACAAAGAAGCAGCAGCGGGAAGACAGUGUGGAAAGCUCUUGCCCAAACCGUGAAACAAGUCUGCGAAUCGACAUCGGUGUCUUUCACGGUCAACAUGUCAUUUCCUAGCGGUAUCCAACGGGUUGCGUAUUCAUCAAACAGCCCUCAGCUACUGCGACACAAGCUUAAUAUAGCCUAUGAUCGUGACAUGGUUUUACUGCAGGACUUGUACAAGCAAUGGCUUGAGUCAAAUAUGACAGGACCUGAGUUUUUCACGUUGGCAAAUGAGUGGGCCCUAUUGGACGCACUGGGAACAAAGCUCGGAGAUAGUGCUUCGAGGUAUCACCAUAUCGGUCUCGCAGAUGAAUGUGCACAGUCCAUCAAGUCAACCGAUAACUCUACAUUUUGGGACUGUGGGGAGUCGCUAUACAAUAGUCCUAGCCCAGCCAAUAGCAAUAAGCUGCGAGGUACAGCUUUUGACACUUCUCGCUUCGAUGCUCAGAAAAAAACAUAUGACCCUCGAGCUGACCUGGACCUUACUGAGGUAAUGCUUAACCAAAUCCUCGCCAACGUUACGAUCUCUGCCAUCUCACUAGGUACUUGGUGGGACAAUAUUCCCGUCACACUAGUACGUUAUCGUCGCUUAUACCGCUUCUCCGACCCACUCAACCUUAUCGUCCCAUACACCCUCUGUUUCGCCGCCGCUAUAGUCUUUGCCGCCAUGGCAACAUGGUCUCUUCUACAAAACGGCGUACCCGCCGCAGACGGCGGAUUCCUUCAAAUCAUGCUUGCAACAAGAGGAAAUACAGAGAUGAACAGGCGGGUACUGGAAGAAGGCGCCACAACGGUAGAAGACAUAUCAGAUGAGUUGAAGAGUUUGGAAGUUCGGUAUGGGGAAUUGCUCGGAGAGGGAGAGGGGGUGAAGCGCGGCUUUGGGACUGUGGAGGAGACGGCGUCGUUGAGGAAGAGGAGGUAG
Molecule: messenger RNA, 1563 nt
Organism: Pyrenophora tritici-repentis Pt-1C-BFP
Lineage: Eukaryota; Fungi; Ascomycota; Dothideomycetes; Pleosporales; Pleosporaceae
Source: RefSeq, a predicted model, not a curated record